Hippoglossus stenolepis (Pacific halibut) is the source of this 448-nucleotide messenger RNA. RefSeq names its product somatostatin 1, tandem duplicate 1 (gene sst1.1). The transcript has 2 exons. NCBI's taxonomy places the organism in Eukaryota, Metazoa, Chordata, Actinopteri, Pleuronectiformes, Pleuronectidae. Gene Ontology annotation, cellular component: extracellular region. Gene Ontology annotation, molecular function: hormone activity. The coding region runs from base 59 to 418 and encodes 119 amino acids. The record is from RefSeq and is a predicted model, not a curated record. Gene Ontology annotation, biological process: regulation of cell migration.
CAGAGACAGACAGGUACAGACAGUUACAAAGUGAGAGACAGACACAGACAGACGGGUGAUGAAGAUGGUGUCCUCCUCGCGCUGCCUCCUCCUCCUCCUCUCUCUCACCGCCUCCAUCAGCUGCUGCUACGCCGCUCAGAGAGACUCCAAACUCCGCCUGUUGCUGCACAGGAGCCCGCUGCUCUCCAACAAACAGGAAUUGUCUCGCUCCUCGCUGGCCGAGCUGCUCCUGUCCGACCUCCUGCAGGUGGAGAACGAGGCUCUGGAGGAGGACAACUUCCCUCUGGCUGAUGGAGAACCUGAGGACAUCCAUAUGGAUCUGGAACGAGCCGCCGGCGCCACCGGGCCUCUGCUCGCCCCCCGAGAGAGGAAAGCAGGCUGCAAGAACUUCUUCUGGAAGACCUUCACUUCCUGCUGAGAGCUCCGGCCUCACCUUCAUCAGACUCUG